This is a messenger RNA of Rotaria sordida, 3321 nucleotides long. NCBI's taxonomy places the organism in Eukaryota, Metazoa, Rotifera, Eurotatoria, Philodinida, Philodinidae. The record is from the annotation of a GenBank genome assembly.
AUGAUGAUUAUUAGAUUUUACGUUAUUUAUUUAUUAAAUUUUGGUAUUUAUCUAACAAUUGUGAAUUCAUAUGAUAAUGUUAAAAUUUUCAACGAUGAUGACAAUAAUAUGGACAUGUUAAAUGAAAUAAAACAUGAAAAAUUACCAGAAAAUUUUAUUAAAUUGCAUAGAGUUAAACGUGAUUAUCUAUCGAAUCCAAUGUUAAUCGAUCAGGAAUCAGUAUUUUCGACAAAUAUGUUACUAUCACCAACAACAACUUCAAUUUCACAGAUAAUGACGGUGACAGAAUCAACUACACCUCCGAUAUAUAUUAUCACAAGUUUUAGUACACUAGUCACUACAGUACAAACAACUACUUUAUCAUAUAAUCCUGAUAGUUGUUAUAUGAAAAAUUUUGUUCAAUUAUUUAAUGGUACCUGUAUAUCAAAAACUGAUGCACUAACAAUUGCAGUCAGUAUAUUAAAUAAUCGAUCUUAUGAUGCGACUAGUAUAGCCAAUGCUCUUUCAUUAUAUAUAAGUUCAAUUACAAAUUUAACAAUAAUACGAAAUCAAACGAAUGUUUUAUCAGUGAAUGCAAUUAAUAAGAUCAUUGAUAAUUUCGAUGGUGUUAAUUUAACUGUAAAUUCAAAUACAUCAUUUCUUAUGAUUCAACGACCAAAGAAAGGUGAUAAUAUGAUGGUUUUGGGUGCUUCAGUUAAACGUGGUAUGGGUGGUAAAAUUGUUGAUGCAACAAAUAAAGAAAAUAUAAUGCAUUCAUUUUUAUCAGCUGCAGCUAUUGUUAAUCAAGAGUCAUUAAAUGGUGUAAUAUCUUUUAAUAUGCUUAUUAUUGAUAAACCUACUGGAUAUGAAUAUGUUGAUAAUUCAACAAAUAAAAUACUUGCAUCAUCUGUUAUUGUCACUAGUCUACGACGAAACAAUUCUAAUUUUACUUCAAUAAUUAUUUCAUUAUAUUUUAAUCCUUUAGAUGAAUACAAACGAAAUGAAUCUGGAAAAUACUUAUGUUCAUUUUAUGAUACAAAAAGUUUCCAAUGGAAUGAAUCUGGUUGUAGUGAUGCACAGUAUAAUAACGAAUAUAAUCGAUAUGAAUGUGUUUGUAAUCAUUUAACUUCUUUUGCUCUUAUUUGGUUACCAGAAGCAUUAUUAAUAGAAACUGGUACACAGAAACUUGAUGCACAAGAUAUUGCUUCACUUAUAUUUCAAUCUAUAUCUAUUUUAUGUUUUCUAGCAAUUAUUAUUCAUGCAAUUAGGCUGCGUAUUAUAAAAUCAUCAAUAGAUAUCCAAGCACUUAAUUUACUUCCAUUAAUCUCAACGGCAAGUACAACCAUACUUUUUAUUUUUUUUAUUAUACUUUCUAUGGUUGUAUAUACACAAACAUCAUCUUCAAAUCAAACUCAAUGUUUUUUUAGUUCAAGUAUAUUGAUGUUUAUUGUUUACUUCUUAUUAAUUUUUAUGUUUUGCGUCAAAACAAGUGUUGGAUAUUUUUAUUAUUUACGUUUUGUUCGUCUUUUUCCACCACCAUCACAUCGAAAACUUUUAAUUAUGCUUAUAAUCUCAUUUAUUAUUUCUCUUUUAUGUGUUGUUUUGGCAAUUGGUUUUAAUAGCAAUUCAUCGUAUAAUAUUACACAAUUAUAUCCAUAUAAACUUUGUUGGUUUACUCGAAAUGUUAUUUAUUAUUUUCUAACAAUACCUAUUUGUAUAUUUCUUUUACUUAAUAUUAUAACAAUGAUUCUUGUUUCCAAAAGUAUAAUUACUUAUGUACGUAAUGCUACUUAUGUACGUAAUGUUCCAAUAUCUGGGCAAAUAAAUGAACGAUUAAAACGAAGUGUUCUUGUUUUAUUAUCAUCGUGUGUAACACAAGGUGUUGGAUGGUUAUUUGGUCCAUUUAUAUCAUUUAUAAGUCCAACAGCUGGAAAUAUUUUAGGAUGGAUUUUUAUUAUAAUGAAUGGAUUCGAAGGUGUUUGGUCAAUAAUUUUGUAUGUACUAAUUCGAUUACAACAAAUGGAUAAGCAAAGACACAUUUCAGCUGCAAUAGAACUUUUAAAAACAAUUGAUGUUCCAUCAAGUUUUUCUCAACUUAUUCCUAUAUUAUCAUUAAAUGAGACAUGUUGGCCAACAGCAAAUAAUUUAACAUGUGUUCUAAAUAAUGUACUUUUUGGAUAUAAUAAACAAUUGAGACCUAAUCAUACUGGAGAUCCAAUUCAUGUUCAAGUUUAUUUGAUGGUUAUUACUUUAGGACCUAUUGUCGAAUUAGAUAUGUCAUUUAAAAUGAAUUUAUUUUUUCGUCAAAUUUGGACUGAUGAACGUCUUACUUUACCUAAUAAAAUAUCAAAUGUAUCUGUAUCAACAAAAUUACUUAGUGCAAUAUGGAAACCUGAUACAUAUUUUAUGAAUUCUCAUUCUGGUUUUCUUCAUACAACACCAACACUUAAUCAUCUUUUACGUAUUCUUGAACAUGGUCGAUUACUAUAUUCAAGUCGAUUAACGAUUACAGCUUAUUGUUCAAUGCUCUUACACAGAUUUCCAUUAGAUGUUCAAACAUGUUCAUUAAUUUUAUCAAGUUAUGCUUAUGGAACACGUGAUGUUAUUUAUGAUUGGAAACUUGAUGAACACAAUGGUGUAGAAUUAGAACGUUUAAAACUGUCUCAAUUUGAUUUAUUUAAUUAUAAAAUUUCAAAAAGAGAAAUUCAAUUGAAUGAUCGAAAUCACUCUGUACUUCAACUUGACCUUCGAAUGCGUCGUAGUGUUGGUUAUUAUUUAUUACAAGGUUAUAUUCCAGCAGCAUUACUUGUUAUUUUAUCGUGGAUAUCAUUUUGGAUUGAUAGUGAAGCAACAGCCGAUCGAGUUUAUAUUGGUAUUACUUCUAUACUUAGUCUUACAACACUUGCACUUGAUAUUCGUUCACAUAUUCCAGCUGUACCUUAUUUAACUGCUAUUGAUUAUUUUUUUAUUAUUUGCUAUUUAUUUUUACUUGCUUCAUUAAUUCAAUAUACUGCUGUGCAUCGUUAUCUUGAAUAUGGUCAUUCAUUAACUAAUACACGUACUAGUGAAGAUUUAUGUGAAUCAGCAAGACAACAAAAUAUUUCAAUUGCAACUCGUUCAUCGAAUUUAUAUGUGUUAAGAUCUAGUCGUGUACCAAAAGUUCGUUCAGUAUCACAUGCUCGUCGUGCAACAGUUGGUGUUGUUGCACAAGGCUUACUUUUUUUAAGACAAAAAGCACCAUUACAUAAACUUGAUCGUCUUGCACGCAUUGGAUUUCCAGUUUUAUUUGUUCUUUGCAAUUGUGUUUAUUGGUAUAUUUUUGUUUUUUAUACAUCUGAAUAA